ACGAAUGUGCAUAUAGAUUUCUCUUUCUUUGAUUAUUUUCUGUGAUUCUUCAUAAAACAUAACAAAUUUAUAAUUUAUAAAUGUUUUGCAGUCUGGCAUGGAAGUUCUGACUGUGUCACGGGAAGAUUUAGCAGAGAAUCUAAAUAAUCUUCAAAGCAUGUAUACUUGACAAAUGUACAAGUGUGCUAAGAGAUUUACCGUAUUUUUAGGUAAGAUAUUACAUGUCACUGAAAUCCUAGCGCUAGGACGGUGGUGUUAUUUUUCCCAUGUUCGCAAAUAUUUUACAUUUGUAACUUUCCCCUAUCAUCGGCACGCUUGCUUAUCCGAUUUUCGUUUCUCUCAUUAGUUCUAGAACGUCCUACAUCGCAGAUGUCAUAUCUCGAGCACUUCCUUAAAGAAACGACAAGUAGCACGCGUCAUGGAAGCGUCGACAGUGUGGAAGGAGACAUCGAGGACAAUCGUGCACCUAGUAUCACGAGCAGCAAGAGUAAUCUGUCUGAACUUAGUAUCGAUCCAACUUCGCCAUUAUCCCACGAACUUUUGAACAAAUCUUCGUCCACUCACGGUCAAGCCAAUUUGCAACCAAAGCCUAAGUCACACCAAUUUCUCGUGCGGACGUUUUCAGCGCCUACAAAGUGUAAUCACUGCACGUCUUUGAUGGUCGGUUUAACGAGGCAAGGAGUCGUGUGCGAAGUGUGUGGCUUCGCCUGCCAUAUGCCUUGUUGCGACGAAGUACCUCCGAUGUGUCCUGUGCCCCAUGAUCAAACGAAACGACCACUGGGGAUCGAUCCUACACGUGGAAUAGGUACUGCGUACGAAGGAUAUGUCAAAGUGCCUGUAACGAUCCGUUCUCGCUCAACUCUUCCCGGUUCUGGAAUUCCGGACAGGACUCCGGCGG
This is a messenger RNA of Vollenhovia emeryi, 898 nucleotides long. RefSeq names its product serine/threonine-protein kinase Genghis Khan-like. The transcript has 3 exons. NCBI's taxonomy places the organism in Eukaryota, Metazoa, Arthropoda, Insecta, Hymenoptera, Formicidae. The annotation marks the transcript as partial. Gene Ontology annotation, cellular component: cytoplasm; cytoskeleton. Gene Ontology annotation, biological process: actomyosin structure organization; peptidyl-threonine phosphorylation. Gene Ontology annotation, molecular function: protein serine/threonine kinase activity. The record is from RefSeq and is a predicted model, not a curated record.